UUUUUCUGGAGCUAGUGACCUAAUUUUGACUAUGGUGUCCAUUAACAAUCUGUUUACAUUCACUUUAUCUGUGGCUACAGGAAAGAAUGACACAAAUGAACAUUGAACACGUCAAACAAAAAUAGUUUUGUGUUUUACGAAGAUAUGAAAUGAUGUUUUGAAAAUGUAUUUAUUGACGGACUUACGAUUUUGGAGUGCGUAGAAAUUUCCUAGAUUGAUUCGUAUAAAAAAUAUAUUAUAUCGGCGAAUUGGCUUUAUACCAAAAUGAAGGCUUUACUAGCAACUGUGAUCAGUCUUGGACUUACGACUGUGGUUAUCGGCAAUGCCUAUUACCAGAAAAAACAGUUUUACCCUUCGAUAGUUUAUCUAACAAAUUCUAAUCCAAGCAUGGCUGUAAUGUAUUUGCAAGCCUUUAUACUAGUACUACUAGUUGGUAAACUAUUGAGGAAGAUAUUCUUUGGGCAACUUCGUCCAGCAGAGUUUGAGCAUUUGAUUGAAAGGUCGUGGUAUGCUAUAACAGAGACAUGUUUGGCAUUCACAGUGUUCAGAGAUGAUUUUAAUCCAAAGUUUAUUGCGCUGUUCACUCUCCUAUUAUUCCUCAAAGCAUUCCAUUGGCUGGCUGAAGAUAGAGUAGACUAUAUGGAGAGGAGUCCAGUGAUAGGGUUGUUGUUCCAUGUGAGAAUACUAACACUACUGAUGCUGCUGGCUCACGCUGACUUCUACUUCAUCCACCAUGCAUACCAGUUCACAGCUGUAAAGGGACCUUCUGUUCAACUCGUAUUUGGCUUUGAGUACAGCAUUUUAAUUAUAAUGAUUGUCAAUAUAUUGAUUAAGUAUGUUCUCCAUGCUAUUGACUCGCGCUGGGAAGCCCCAUGGGAGAGCAAAGCCGCAGUAUUGCUGUACACAGAGCUGGCUAUUAACUUCCUUAAAGUUCUCCUCUACAUUGGCUUUGUGGCAGUCAUGGUCAGAAUUUACACAUUACCACUCUUUGCAUUCCGACCUAUGUAUGAAACUAUGAGGAGUUUCAAGAAAGCGUAUAAUGACGUGGUGCUGUCGAGGCGCGCUAUUCGCAACAUGAACACUCUGUACCCGGACGCCACGCCCGCAGAACUUGCUGCCGCCGACAACGAGUGCAUUAUAUGCCGCGAAGAAAUGCAUACUGGUGCAAAGAAGUUACCGUGCAAUCACAUAUUCCACGCGGCGUGCUUGCGGCUGUGGUUCCAAAGACAACAGACGUGCCCCACGUGUCGGUUGAACGUGCUGCGUGCACCGGCGCCUGAGGCGGCCGGGGCGCCGGGUCCUGCGCCCCCCGCACCGCCGCUGGUCGGCCUGCCACCCCACGCCGCGCCUGCGCCCCCGCCACCCGGACCUGUACCUCCUCCCUUCCCGAACAUGCCUCCUCCGCCACCAAUGAUGGCGUGGGGAAUGCCGCCGCCUCCGCCGCCGCGCCCGGCGUCUCUUGCCAACCUCACCACCGCGGAGCUGCAGCGCAUGGAGGGCAACGAGCGCAGGAACAUUGAAGCCAGGCUACAAUUGCUUCGAGAAAUUCAAGCAAUGUUGGACGCAUCCGUGCUGCUCAUGCAGCAGUACUCGACGGUCGUAGCUAACUUGCCGCAAAACAACGUGACUGUGUCUACGCAAACGGAAACAAGAAUAGAGGAGUUAAUAAAGGAGUCCCCGAUAUCGACGACUCAAGGGAAAUCGGAGCCGGACGUGGUGCCGACCACUUCAAGUUACAAGCAACCGUCGCCAGUGCCCUCCACCAGCAAAACUAUAGUCACGGAGGACACAAGUCCCAUGCAGCCUGAUACCACUACUCCUGUAGACACUAAUAGAGACAAGACUGAUGUGGACGCGGCCGACGAGUUGAGAAGACGUCGAUUGCAGAAGUUUGCGUUGGAUAAAUGAGCUUGUUUAUAUCUUUUCGUUUCGAUUUAUUGAUGUACUAUUAUUUAAUGUACAAAGUGUUUUGGUAUGUGUAAGCAUUAUCUAUUCUAAUUCUAAUCUGAAAAAUAAAUGUAUUUAUGUUCUUGUAAAUAUAAUGGGAUAUACACAUGAAUACAUUACAAUCUUACUUUGCUUUCUUAUCGAUACAUACUCUCUUCUAUAUGUCUAUUUAUUCUAUCGUUAGGUUUGGAGUUUGUAUUUGAAAUGAUAUACACCUUCAGAAAAAUAAAUGAAAUUUUGAAAAAUUGCUGUGAGAGAAGGAGUUGUGAUGAAAUAAAACAAUUUUUUACACUAUUUAAUUAAUAUAAUUAGACUACUCUAUUAGAUAAACUUGGUGGCUUAACAGUUAUAUAAAGCAUUUAUGUACCCAUAUACUUUGUUGUUAUAAUUCUCUAAGACAGGCAUUCCACCAAAGUAACGACUGGAGCCAUACAGUUUGAGGUUGUUCUUGCAGUACCAGACGUUUUUAGUGCCCUCAGUUCCAUCUACAUUCAAAGUGUUCAAUUCCAAAACCCCAAAAUGGUAUUUUUGACCAUCUGUUUGUAUGCAAUUUAUGUAUAUUGGUUCCGGUAGGUCUUUUACAUCCUCCUGUGAGUAAACAUACACAUUUAUUAGUAUAUUGUAA
Molecule: messenger RNA, 2572 nt
Organism: Spodoptera exigua (beet armyworm)
Lineage: Eukaryota; Metazoa; Arthropoda; Insecta; Lepidoptera; Noctuidae
Source: the annotation of a GenBank genome assembly